Messenger RNA from Thlaspi arvense, 2594 nucleotides. The record is from the annotation of a GenBank genome assembly. NCBI's taxonomy places the organism in Eukaryota, Viridiplantae, Streptophyta, Magnoliopsida, Brassicales, Brassicaceae.
CUACGAGUACCCACAAAAACCACAGCUUCUACUACGACACGUGUCUCAAUCGCAUUGACUCACCGACCGCGUGCCUUUUUAUGAACUCAAAUCUCUCGCUCCGUUUCUCUCCUCCUUCGUGUUUUCUCUCUCGAUAAAAGAUCCCUGCAACUUUCAAAAACCCUAGACACACCAAAACUGAUUCGGUUCCUAUUUCUCUCCGGCGAUUCUCUUCGACCAAAAUUCUGUUCACGGUGAGGAACUCGAUCCUCGAAUCGACUUGAUCGAAGAGGUAUAAAGGUUGGCUACUGUGAGCUGAAAAAGAUGAGCACAUCUGAGUUAAGAACAACUCGAGGAAAUCGACGGAGGAAAGCUGUGAUCGAUCUGAAUGCUGCACCCGGAGAUCAAGAAGGGACUUCUGCUUCCGUAAGUGCUCCUACGGUGCCUACUGGUAACAACCUUCAAGGGGUGUCUACUACACCUUCUCAGCCUGUCCCUACAAUGAUUGAUGUUGAUGCUAUUGAAGAUGAUGUUAUCGAAUCAUCCGCAAGUGCUUUUGCUGAAGCUAAAAGCAAAUCAUCAGGUGGACGCCGAAGGAGGCUUUUUAUGGUUGAUGUAGAGUCAGGUGGUACGACCAGAUUGCCUGCCAACAUAAUCAGCAAACGCAGAAGGGUUCCUUCUAAUCAACCUGUCAUCGACUGUGAGCUUCUCCCGGUAAAGGCUCAGGCUCCUCCUCCUCCACCACCAGAGGAGCCUAAAUUCAGCUGCCCAAUAUGUAUGUGCCCGUUUACCGAGGAGAUGUCUACCAAAUGCGGUCACAUCUUCUGCAAGGCAUGCAUAAAGAUGGCAAUAUCUCGUCAGAGCAAAUGCCCCACGUGUAGGAAAAAGGUGACUCAGAAAGAGCUGAUUCGAGUAUUCCUUCCAACCACUAGAUGAAUGAUAUACAUCAACAUCACCAGCCACCAUGUCUAAUCGUUUAUCAGACUCUUAUCAUCAAAUUCGCUUUGGAACAUUGAAGGGACUUCAGUGACUUUACGUUUUAGUUUGAAUGUUUCACUUUGUUGGAAGAGUAAUAUUCAUUGUUCAAGAAGGCCCUAUCAUUUAAUGGAUAUCAUUGGCCCCGGAUGAACUAAUCCUCUUCUCCAAACACAUUCUCCUUCGUCUCCGAAUCAAAUCAUCGGCGGCAAUCUCCUGUCCCCUUUGGCUCUCGUUCUCGAGGUUUUCUGUGAAAAGCUAGUUUGUUCCUCGGAUUAAUCUCUCCAAUGGGGACACCCGUCGCAGGUAGCGACGUUGAGGUGGGAUUUGCGAAGCUUCAGGGAGAGGAUUUUGAGUACUACAUGCAGACAUACUCCAUUAUGCUAGGCCGGAAUUCUAAGAAAUCCACCGUCGAUGUAGAUCUCUCUUCCCUAGGCGGUGGGAUGAACAUAUCCCGAAACCACGCUCGGAUCUUCUACGAUUUCACUCGCCGCCGAUUUGCCCUCGAGGUCCUCGGGAAAAACGGUUGCCAGGUCGAAGGCGUCCUCCAUCUUCCGGGAAACCCUGCCGUCAAGCUGGACUCGCAAGACCUCCUCCAGAUCGGAGACAAGGAGUUUUACUUUUUACUUCCUGUUCGAAGUAUACUUGGCGGCCCGAUGGGACCCAGGCACGUCGUCUCGGGGCAUACUAGCGCCGGAGCAGCAGUCGUGCCCUACCAUCAAUACCAUUCCGGGCCAGGUUCCGGGUCAGGCAAGAAAGGCGGGCGGGGAAGAGAAUACUUUGAAGAGUAUGAUGAUGAUGAUGAAGAAGAAGAAGAAGACGACGAUGAUAAUGUCAGGAGCAUUGGGAAGAAAUCAAGGAGAGAUGGAUAUGGCGGGUCUGCACCUGCUUCCGUUGAGAGGAAGGGAGAGGGAAGAACAAGGGUAGAUCGUGAAGCUGAUGAUCAGCAAGUUUUGCUGCUUGAGGAAAAAGAUGUUGUGUCCUCUGUUGCCACUGUGCUUUCUGAUUUGUGUGGUCCAGGAGAGUGGAUGCCUAUGGAGAAGCUUCAUUCUGUGAUACUAGAGAAUUAUGGGAACGUAUGGCAUCACAGUCGGGUAAGGAGAUACCUGACGCCUGAGGAGUGGGCAGUUCCAGAAGCAAAGGGUAAAGCAUGGUACGGACUGCUGAUGCUGCUGAGGAAAUACCCAGAGCAUUUCGUUAUCAACACGAGGUCAAAGGGCAGGGUCACUCUUGAGUUCGUCUCCCUUGUCUCCCUUGUCUCGUGAAGUAAUCACCAAAACUACGUCACAAGAUGAUCGAAUCACAUGUGUUUGUUAGUGCAGGACAAAUGUUUUCAAAGAAAGUUCCCUACUUUUGUGUAAAUACAAGAUAGGGUCAGAGAUUUGGAUGGUGCUUAGCCUCUUGUUGGGUUUUAACACAGCUGAAACUAACGAGUCUUUGGUUUUUUUGCUUUGGAGUACUAGAAAUGAAUUUUUUUUUCCUUUCUCUUGAACGUAAAGGUCUAAAGGAUGUAUUGUUGAACAAAAAGAGAAGCCAAUUAAAACGGCACGCAGGUUAGACUUGAUAUAAUGAUGGUUUUGAGAAUUUUUAUUGCAAGAGAUGUAUGUAGAUUUUACACCCUUUUGCUUCGGAAAAAAAAA